AUGUGGUUCUUCUCAGGCAAUGAGGGGCAAGCCGAGGCCCAAGCAGAAGAGCCUCAAUCGGAACAGGGCCCCGUCCAGCCAGAGGACUCCCAGCAGCACCCCGCUGAAAAAGGCAGCGAAACCACCUCACAGGAAACAGAAGGAAGCUCAACCGAUUCCCCAUGGAGUUUCUGGGGUCAGUUGGCUGCAGUUGCACAAAAUCCUGGAGAGGUAGAAGAGGAUGAAAGCCUCAGCUCUGCGACAAGUUCCGACGAAGACAGUGGUACGAACCCUGUGCAUCUGUCCUCCAUUGAUUCUGCAACAAGCACUGAACAGCAGACGCGGGUGGAGGGGCCCACAGAACAUGAGCAACCGGCAGAACAAGCACCAGGGUGGAGCCUGUGGGGGCAGCUCGUGGGAUCGCCGAAUACUGAGGGCGCUGCUCCUGCUGCUGCUGCUGAUGCCGACGUCGAAUCUUCUGCUGUUCAUCCGGACACUUUGGCUAAUGAAGAGUCUUCAAGGGAAGCAGCACAAACGGAGGAGAGCGGUGCCUCAGCUGAACAACCUGCUGCGGCGGCUGCGGCUGCUGCAGGUCCGGGCGUCUUCAACUGGAAUCUGAUAGGCGGAGCGGCUUCCUGGAUUCAGCCCCAGUCAACAACAGAGGCACCAAAGGAGCCAGUUGCAGAAGAGGCGCAUCAAGGAGACAUAGAUGAGACGGACAGAGCAGCCUCCUCGGAGCCAGCUGCCUCAACGGAGGCACCGCCGCCCGAUAUGCCACAGAGGCACGCAGAAGAGAAGGAGUCCCAAAGAGAGGACGAUUCACACUCUUCUCCCCUGAACAGCCCGUCUAGUAGCAGCAGCGCUGAAGAUAGUAGCGGCUCUGAGGCAGAGGCUGAGUCUUCCGUGCCAGGGACUUCACAGCAGGCCGCAUCGGGAAGCGAAGACAGACCAGAGUCGGGAUUAAAGGACUCCCAUUUUCCCGACGACGCUGCUAAACAACAGAAGGAAAUUGAAAAAGAUACAGAGACAAGCAAAUCUAUUGAGCAGGCUCAAUCGAAGGGUGCCAGGUUUACGAAAGCCAAACCGAAACCCCCAGCAUCUUUGAAAUUAGGGAAGGCGCCACAGGAGCUUUCAUCUUCAAUUGGCGCGGCUGCCGCUCCCGAGCAGCAACAAUCAACUGUGCCCCAUCUGCAGCAAGCGGCUACAACAGACAGCCAGCCUGGUACAACGGGAGAGCAACAGCCAGCAGAUGCACCAACACAGCAGCAGCAAACUGCUACAACAGAGGAGAAACGAGGAGCUGCAGCGCAGAACGAAGUUGCUACGGGAGAACAAAUGCAGCCAGCUGAUACUUCAGACUCGAAAGAUUCAUUAGACAAGACGACAGAGAAAUCCGAUGUAGUACUGCCCCAGCCCGACGCAGCUGCUGCUGCUGCUUCUGCUGCUAGUUCGCCGUUGGCGAAGCUGCUAGCCCGUCGUCUACCAAAGCACUCAGGCUCUUUCGUGGAGCGGUCGCUCCCUGACGGCACCACAAUUAUUAUCACCACUGAAGAGGGCGGUGCUUCAAAGCCCAAGCCGAAGCCUCCCGGCGAGAGCGGCUUGCUGUUGCCUCCCCCAUCCAAGGGAGAGAUCCCCAAAACUGAAUCAUACCCCCGAUCAAAUAAACACGAAGAGCUCAGCAUGCAGAAACCUAAAGCAAUUACCCCGCAGCCGCAAGAUACAGCCCAGCACGCGCGUCCUCCCAAGCCUAAGCCUCCUAGGACGGCUUCGUCCAAACCGCUACAAGCGAGUCCAACCAUUGCUCCGACACCAGCACAGAUGACAGAGGCUGCUUCAAUUAACGAUGACACUUCCACGGAAUUAGCAGAAAAAACACCCAGUGAUACCGAACAAAGGCAGGACACACCAGCAAGCAAGCAAGGAAACCAAGACGCCCAAACGACUGACGCGGUUCCUAUAGCACACGUGGAGGCGGACACCGUUCCUUCUAUGGCGGCGACGGGUUCUGCAGAUGAGGCCCAGCCGCGCCUCUCCGACGCCAAGGAAGCGGAGGGCUCUGCGGAGAAGCCUAGCGAGGAUGAGAGCAAGGCAAAGGCUGUGGUCAAACUGCCGCUGCCUUCGAAAGCACUUGGCGCCAAGGGUCCUCCGCCUCUUCCUAAAUCAUUGGGAGCGAAGGCUGUUCCUUCAGUGGAGGGGAAGGGUCCUGGAGAUGCAGAGGAUCCGGGCGUUUCAGAGAGCAAGAAGGAGGAGGGCUCUGCGGAGAAGCCUAGCGAGGAUGAGAGCAAGGCGAAGGCUGUGGGCAAACUGCCGCUGCCUUCGAAAGCACUUGGCGCCAAGGGUCCUCCGCCUCUUCCUAAAUCAUUGGGAG
Eimeria acervulina is the source of this 2347-nucleotide messenger RNA. RefSeq lists its product as hypothetical. Lineage: Eukaryota; Apicomplexa; Conoidasida; Eucoccidiorida; Eimeriidae. The transcript has a single exon. The record is from RefSeq and is a predicted model, not a curated record. The annotation marks the transcript as partial.